GUUUGACAUUCAUAUUAAUGUUCAUACCUAACCUUUAAAAAUACCGGCAUACAAAGUCCGUAAAGGUACGAGUGUGCUUUCAUGUUGCACAGCCAACAGCUUGAUGCGCAGUCGCUUGACCUACCAACUGUGCAAUAGGAACACAUCUAUGUGAUCUCGACCGUUAUCAAUUAUCUGGCCUGACGAGGGUGCUCUCAGGGGGUUUGCGUCAGCCCUGGGGUAUCAUGUCCAAACGGGCAAAGACGCAGCCCGGAAGGCCCAAGCAGAUGGCAGACGCGGUUGAAGUCAUCAGCUUACUUGAUGACUCGUCAGCCUCAGAGGAGGACCCAGAUGCGGCCAUGGCGCAAGCGCCCUCCACCAUGCGCCCGACAAAACGCCUGCGACGCCUAGAGCACGUAGCCGGCGAGCCUGCCAGCUCCCGGCCAGCCACUGCCAACCCUUCAACCGCGCCAGCUGCUGCCCCUGCCCCAGCUCCGCCCCCGCCAGCACCAGCUGCAGCCCCAGCCCGCCCUUCCCGCCGUCGGCAGGAACCCAAGGAGGAAGCCCUUCCUCCAACGGCCUCCCAGCGGCCCUCCAAGCUGCGCCAAAGCACAUUGCCUGUUACCCGAGCUCGUGGAGCCCUGCCGCUGCAACUGCUCAACCUGACUCGUGCCCGGAUAGCCGGCACGGCUGCAGCACCCACGGCUUCAGGCGACAGCCAGCCCCCCGGCAGUCCCGCCGCCUCCUCCCAGCGCUCCGGCCUCUCCCAAGACCCCGACUACGCACCCUCCCAGGGCGCUUCGCAGCCUGCAUCGCAGGCCUGCUCCCAGCCUGGCUCCCAGUCCGCUUCCCAGCCGCAGUCCUCCCGGGCGCAGCUCAGGCAGUUGACGCUGGCGCCCGCGCGCGGUACCAGCAGCGUCAGCGGCGGCGGCGGCGGCUUGACUCGGCUGGCUGUCACCAGCACGGGAGCAACAGCCCUACCCCCUCGGAACAGCAGCGGCGGCGGUGCCUCCUCCGCCACUGCCGUGGCCCCCCUGGCUGCGCCUGGCAACAGCGCCUGGCUGCAAAAGACGCUUCCCACAGCACCGCCAAGCACGUCCGGGGUUCCACCGCGACCAGAACGGCCCGACCCAGAUCGCAACCGUGUCAACGGCACCGCCGUCGUCCCGACACCCAGCAGCGGCGGUAACGCUGCCGCUGCUGGCGCCUGCUGCUCCGCGCAGGCGCAGGAGAUGUGGCACGAGCGCCACGCACCCCGCAGCGAGGAGGACCUGGCCCAGGUGAUCCACCGCAAGAAGGUGGCCGAGGUGCGCG
This is a messenger RNA of Astrephomene gubernaculifera, 1293 nucleotides long. The record is from the annotation of a GenBank genome assembly. NCBI's taxonomy places the organism in Eukaryota, Viridiplantae, Chlorophyta, Chlorophyceae, Chlamydomonadales, Astrephomenaceae.